AUGGCCCCGCGCUUGUUCUACCCGCUCAUGCGCAAUGCCGCGCGCCGCUGCACCGUUGCCAGCUCGGCCUUUGCGGGCCGCCCGGCGUCGUGGUCGCCCGCUGCCGCCCUGCACAACGGACCGCCGCGCCGCAACACACCGGGCAGCCACUCGCAGACCGACUCGGACAUUGAAAUUCCCUUCCCGCCUGAGGAGGAGCUGCCGAGCGAGCCCGUGCGCCGCGCCGGCGGCCAGUACGUCAAGCCGACGCUGCAGACCUUCUCCCUGGACAGGAACGUGGGCCUCGUCACGGGCGGAGCGCGCGGCCUGGGACUCGUCAUCGCCCAGGGCAUGGUGUACUCGGGCGCUGACGUCGCCCUGGUGGACAUGAACAAGGAGGAGGCUGAGAAGCAGACCAAGAUUCUGGUCGAGGCCUUCAUGCGAGAGAAUCCUAAUGCUGAACGUGUCCCCAAAGUCACCGCUCACUUCUCGGACGUCUCUGACCCUGCCUCUGUCGAUGCUUGCAUCGCCGAAGUCAUUGAGCAGCAUGGCAAGAUCGACAGCCUCGUCACGUCGGCUGGCUUCACCGAAAACUACGAGGCUGUCAACUAUCCCAUUGACCGCCUGCGCAAGCUGUGGGCGGUCAACGUCGACGGCACCUAUCUAUUCGCCACGUCUGUCGCGCGUCAUCUCAUGGAGCGCAAGGCGCCUGGAAGCAUGGUCCUGAUUGGUAGCAUGUCUGGCUCUAUUGUCAACGUGCCCCAGCCUCAGACGCCUUACAACGUCUCCAAGGCUGGUGUGCGUCAUCUCGCGGCUUCCCUUGCAGUUGAGUGGGCUGACGCUAACAUCCGAGUCAACUGUCUGAGCCCUGGAUACAUGAUGACGGCUUUGACUGCGAAGAUUCUUGACGAGAACCCGGAGCUCAAGAAGAAAUGGGUAUCCCUCAUUCCGAUGGGUAAGAUGGGCGAUCCUAGUGAUUUGAUGGGGCCUGUCAUCUUCUUGCUCUCGGAGAACAGCAAGUAUGUCAAUGGGGUUGACUUGCGCGUGGAUGGCGGAUACACUCUCACGUAA
This is a messenger RNA of Cordyceps fumosorosea ARSEF 2679, 1050 nucleotides long. Its product is annotated as NAD(P)-binding domain protein. Gene Ontology annotation, cellular component: intracellular anatomical structure. Lineage: Eukaryota; Fungi; Ascomycota; Sordariomycetes; Hypocreales; Cordycipitaceae. The record is from RefSeq and is a predicted model, not a curated record. The transcript has 5 exons. The coding region runs from base 1 to 1050 and encodes 349 amino acids. Gene Ontology annotation, molecular function: oxidoreductase activity, acting on NAD(P)H, oxygen as acceptor.